Molecule: messenger RNA, 1093 nt
Organism: Closterium sp. NIES-67
Lineage: Eukaryota; Viridiplantae; Streptophyta; Zygnematophyceae; Desmidiales; Closteriaceae
Source: the annotation of a GenBank genome assembly
CACAUCACGAUCUUCCUCUUUCCCCCUCGCUCCUAGAUCCUCACCUGCGUGUGAUCAUGUUGACUCCGCCGCUACUCGCGCUCUCGGCCGUGGAAACAAUUCUCGCGCUGCUACUAGCUGUGCCAUGGCGGCCCGUUCGCCGAAUCCCCGUGGCGAUCGUCGUGUUCUUCAAGGGCGCGGCCAUGCGCGUCGUCGUGUCGACGGUGGCGGCGCUGCUGCUGGUGCUGCUGCUGGUGGGCGGUGUGCAGGUGUGGCAGCUGCAGCAGCGCCUGUCCGACGCGUCGGCGCCGGGCAUGUUCGCGUCGGGGGCGGGCGGCGUGGGCUUCCAUGAGGCGCGGGUGGAGCUGCUGCAGGCCGCCGUGCAGGAGAUGCUGCUCGGCUACGGGUUGCUGCUGGGGCUGGUGAUAGGGCAGCUGGCGAGCAGCAUAAAGGCGGGCGAGGUGGCGGCGCUGAGCAUCGCGACGCUGAAGAAGCAGGCACAGGGGCUGCAGGACGAGUACAUGCGCCUGGCCAACGAGCGCACGGGCGAGCGCGGCGUGGAGGAGGAGGCCGUCAAGAAGGCCAGGGGGCUCAAGGACAGCAUUGCACGGCUGGAGAAGGACCUCCGCCACAAGGAGGAGGAGGUGGAGACGUGGCAGGGGCGCACACGAGCAGCAGAGACGAACGUGGCGGCAAUCCGCAAGCAGACGGAGGGGCUGCAGCUGGAGUACGACCGCCUGCUGGACGAGAACGAGAGCCUGCGCGCGCAGCUCGCUGUCUUCGACCGCAAAUUCGCCUCCAAAAGCAAGAAAGACCUCUAGGCUGUAGCCUCCUGGCCAGCGCAGUCUGCCAGCGCUGACGGCACGCCCCAUUCCGUUCGAGAGUGGGUAGGGACGGGGAGGAGGCUACGGUAGAUGGUGAAGUAAAUCGUCUGAUGUUGUAGUAGACUAAGUAUAAAACUAGAAACACGAACACUUGGCAAAUCCUCAAGUGUUGGUCCAGGAUCUUUGCUGCAAAGGUAGACUAGUAAGACAGCGGAAGUCUUGUAAAAUGUUAAGGUCAAGGUUGAAUAACCUGAGUACGUGAACUUGUGUAAUCAAAGUUAAUAAUGACA